This is a messenger RNA of Phyllotreta striolata, 355 nucleotides long. The record is from the annotation of a GenBank genome assembly. NCBI's taxonomy places the organism in Eukaryota, Metazoa, Arthropoda, Insecta, Coleoptera, Chrysomelidae.
UGUCAAGAUGAAGUCUCAAAUUGCAAUUCUCGUUGUUGCAUUCGUUUUUGUUUGCGUCGAGUCCAAGCCUGCUGGCAAGGAAUCUGAAAUUUUGAGAUACGAUAAUGAUGUGAGGGAUGACGGUUACGCUUUUUCCUUCGAAACUAACGACCCCAUUAAACGUAGCGAACAAGGAGUAGUCGUUCCUGGUCCACCUCAUGCCCAAGGUAGAAGCCCUGAAGAAGGAGAAUACAACAGCCAUCUUCAAGUUAAGGGUGACUUCGGUUUCAAUUUCCCCGAUGGUCUUCCAUUCCACGUGGAUUUCGUUGCAGACGAAAAUGGCUACAGACCCAAAGUUUCAUUCGGGCAAGCAUAA